AGGUAAUUAUGGAUCUGAUCAACUUCACCAAUUUGCUCAAUGUCUCCACUCUAGUGAGAAACAGCACUCACUUUCCAGCUCCUGCCUCAAACGUGAUCAUUGCCCUUCUUCUGUACUUGUCAGUUAUAAUUGGUACCAUCACCAAUGGGCUCUACCUAUGGGUGCUCUUUUUCAAGAUGAAAAAGACUGUCAAUACGCUCUUAUUUUUUCAUCUCAUUUUCUCAUAUUUUAUUUCAAUAUUGAUUCUACCAUUUAUAGCUGCCUCCUACCUUCAGGACAAUCACUGGAGCUUUGGAACUGCCAUGUGCAAGGUCUUCAAUGCCACUUUGUCUACAGGGAUGUUCGCCUCUAUUUUCUUCCUCUCAGCCAUCAGUGUUGACCGUUACCUUCUCACUCUUCACCCAGUGUGGUCACAGCUGCACCGAACCCCACGCUGGGCUUCCAGGAUCAUCCUGGGAAUCUGGAUCUCUGCCACAGCCCUCGGCAUGCCUUAUUUGGUUUUCAGAGAGACACAUGAUGACCAUAAAGGAAGAGUGACCUGCCAAAAUAACUAUGCUGUGUCUACUAACUGGGAAAGCAAAAAGAUGCAAACAUUCAGGAAAUGGAUUCAUGUAGCCUGUUUCAUUGGCCGCUUUUUGCUAGGCUUCCUUCUGCCUUUCUUUACCAUCACCCUUUGCUACAAAAGAGUAGCCAACAAGAUGAAAGAGAGGGGCCUGUCUAGGUCCAAUAAGCCCUUCAAAGUCAUGAUGACUGCCAUUAUCUCUUUCUUUGUGUGCUGGAUGCCCUACCAUGUACACCAGGGCUUAAUCCUCACUAAGAACCAAUCAGUACUUUUACAGUUGACUCUGAUACUUACAGUCAUAACCAUUUCUUUCAACGCUAUUUUUUCUCCUACACUCUACUUGUUUACUGGGGAGGACUUCAAAAAUGUUUUCAAGAAGUCCAUUCUUGCUCUGUUUGAGUCAACGUUCAGUGAGGACUCUUUGAUAGAAAGGAUACAAAACCUAAAUUCAGAAGCCUACAUUUAAAUUUUGGAUCCCAGAGCAAACAAUGGACUCUUAGUCAAUUAUACCACCAGAGAUGUCCCCUCUGCUUUUAUAUAAUAUAGUCCCUAUAUUAGAGAGACAUCUAAACUAUACUAUAGUUAGAUCUAUGAAUAUUAAAAGAGUUGUAAGAAACCAAGCAAUGGGUGGUGUUCCAAAAGUAAUUAUUUUUACUUUGUUUUUAUUGUGGUAAACUGUAUAUAACAUUAGAUUUGCCAUUUUCACCAUUUUAAAAUGUACAUUUCAGUAGCAUUAACUACAUUCACAGGGCUUUGCAACCGCCACUAUUUCUAAAAGUUUGUACUACCCCAAAGAGAAGCUCUGCUCUGAGUAAGUAAUAACUCCUCAUUUCACCCUCCCUGCAACCCCUCAUAACUUCCUAUCUACUUUCUGUCUCUAUGAAUUUGUUAUCCUAACUACUCCGUGUAAGUGGAAUCAUACAACAUUUCUUAUUUUAUGUCUGGCCUAUGUCACUUAGCAUAAUGUUUUCAAGGUUCCUCCAUGUUGUCAAAUGUAUCCGAACUUUACCCUCUGUGGCUAAAAUAAUAUUUCAUUGUAUAUUUAUUCCCUUGUGUGUUUUGUUUAUCCAUUCUUCUGUUAAGGGACAUUUGGAUUGUUUCUACCUUUGGCUAUUGUGAACAAUGCUACCAUGAACACUGAUAUACAAGUAUCUUUGGA
Molecule: messenger RNA, 1721 nt
Organism: Felis catus (domestic cat)
Lineage: Eukaryota; Metazoa; Chordata; Mammalia; Carnivora; Felidae
Gene: GPR33
Product: G protein-coupled receptor 33
Exons: 1
Coding region: 9-1028 (339 amino acids)
Biological process (GO): positive regulation of cytosolic calcium ion concentration; phospholipase C-activating G protein-coupled receptor signaling pathway; inflammatory response
Cellular component (GO): plasma membrane
Molecular function (GO): G protein-coupled receptor activity; complement receptor activity
Source: RefSeq, a predicted model, not a curated record